UCGUGGAGCAGCUCGACUGUUUGUCAUAAACGGAGCGACGUAUUUUCGACCUGUCCUUUCCCUUCAGUUAGCUAUCCCUCCACCCUCCACUGCGCUAGUCCUGUAAGGGAAAUGUCUCUUCGCUGCUGGGAUGCCACCCGCACUCUGGGGCCCCGGGUAUUCGGGAGAUAUUUAUGCAGCCCGGCCAGACUGUUAAGUUCCUUGCCAGAUGAAAAAAAGGAACUUUUAAAAAAUGGACCAGACCUUCAAGAUUUUGUAUCUGGUGAUCUUGCAGUCAAGAGCACCUGGGAUGAAUAUAAAGGAAACCUAAAACGCCAGAAAGGAGAAAGGUUAAGACUACCUCCAUGGCUAAAGACAGAGAUUCCCAUGGGGAAAAAUUACAAUAAACUGAAAAAUACUUUGCGGAAUUUAAAUCUCCAUACAGUAUGUGAGGAAGCUCGAUGUCCCAAUAUUGGAGAGUGUUGGGGAGGUGGAAAAUAUGCCACCGCCACAGCCACCAUCAUGUUGAUGGGUGACACAUGUACAAGAGGUUGCAGAUUUUGUUCUGUUAAGACUGCAAGAAAUCCUCCUCCACUGGAUGCCAGUGAGCCCUACAAUACUGCAAAGGCAAUUGCAGAGUGGGGUCUGGAUUAUGUUGUCCUGACAUCUGUGGAUCGAGAUGAUAUGCCUGAUGGGGGAGCUGAACACAUGGCAAAGACUGUAUCAUAUUUAAAGGAAAGGAAUCCAGAAAUUCUUGUGGAAUGCCUUACCCCUGAUUUUCGAGGGAAUCUCAAAGCAAUAGAAAAAGUUGCUCUGUCAGGAUUAGAUGUGUAUGCACAUAAUGUAGAAACAGUCCCAGAAUUACAGAGUAAAGUUCGUGAUCCUCGGGCCAAUUUUGAUCAGUCCCUACGUGUACUGAAACAUGCCAAGAAGGUUCAGCCUGAUGUUAUUUCUAAAACAUCUAUAAUGUUGGGUUUAGGCGAGAAUGAUGAGCAAGUAUAUGCAACAAUGAAAGCACUUCGUGAGGCAGAUGUAGACUGCUUGACUUUAGGACAAUAUAUGCAGCCAACAAGGUGUCACCUUAAGGUUGAAGAAUAUGUUACUCCUGAAAAAUUCAAAUACUGGGAAAAAGUAGGAAAUGAACUUGGAUUUCAUUAUACUGCAAGUGGCCCUUUGGUGCGUUCCUCAUAUAAAGCAGGUGAAUUUUUCCUGAAAAAUCUAGUGACUAAAAGAAAAACAAAAGCCUCCUAAAACUUCAACAAGACCUUCAAGAUCACAGAAAUUUUUUAAAAUUUGAUUCCAGUUAAUAACAGAGGUGGCAUCAGAAUGCCUGGACUGUAGUAGGUGUACCCCUUCUCUUUGCUUUAAAAAAAAAAAGUCAGUAGCCAAGCACGGUGGCUCGCGCCCGUAAUCUCAGCACUUCAGGAGGCCGAGGCAGAUUACCUCUGGUCAGGAGACCAGCCUGGCCAACAUGGUGAAACCCCAUCUUCAACUUAGCUGGGCAUGGUGGUGGGUGCCUGUAAUCUCAGCUACCUGGGAGGCUGAGGCAGGAGAAUCGCUUGAACCUGGGAGGUGGAGGUUGCAGUGAGCCAAGAUUGCUCCAUUGCCCUCCAACCUGGGUGACAAGAACAAGACUCUGUCUCAAAAAAAUAAAUAGGAAAAAAAAGUCAAUAAACUGUACAGAUUUAAUUAUAGUAAUUCACUUGGCUUUUAGUAUAUCUUCUUUGUCCCAAUAGAGUUGCUAUGAUGUAAUCUUAAAA
Messenger RNA from Saimiri boliviensis boliviensis (Bolivian squirrel monkey), 1739 nucleotides. It is a transcript of the gene LIAS, whose product is annotated as lipoic acid synthetase. Gene Ontology annotation, cellular component: mitochondrion. The record is from RefSeq and is a predicted model, not a curated record. Gene Ontology annotation, biological process: lipoate biosynthetic process. Gene Ontology annotation, molecular function: lipoate synthase activity; 4 iron, 4 sulfur cluster binding. Lineage: Eukaryota; Metazoa; Chordata; Mammalia; Primates; Cebidae.